Ixodes scapularis (black-legged tick) is the source of this 6159-nucleotide messenger RNA. RefSeq lists its product as uncharacterized. The transcript is spliced from 28 exons. Gene Ontology annotation, molecular function: G protein-coupled receptor activity. The coding region runs from base 402 to 4298 and encodes 1298 amino acids. The record is from RefSeq and is a predicted model, not a curated record. Gene Ontology annotation, cellular component: membrane. Gene Ontology annotation, biological process: cell surface receptor signaling pathway; G protein-coupled receptor signaling pathway. Lineage: Eukaryota; Metazoa; Arthropoda; Arachnida; Ixodida; Ixodidae.
UUCCGUCAGUCGGUUAGCGUUCAACAGCAGCAGGGCGUCUGCUUGCGCUAAGCCAACAAACGUCAAGCGCCGUCGGCUCCGCGUGAGCGUGCCUCGCUGACGCGAUAACCCGUUUGGAACUUUAACCGGCACCGCGCAGAGGUCCGGUCACCAUGGAGGUCGACGCAGCCAGGCGAAAAGACCGUCGUCGACGCCCUCACGGACCCGAAGACGACGCGAUGUCGCGGUCUCCAAGUUUCGUUUCUUUUCAAUGGGAUCAGCGGACGUCGAUCUCGCGGUUACAGCCCCGGCAUUGCCCGAGCCGUUCCCACUAGCUUAGCAAGCUUCCAAAGGUCACCGGAAAAACCCGACCCCGACCCCGACCACGAACUAAAGGAGGUCUUGGCCGCCGCGGUGCCGCGAUGGGCGCCCGCAAAAGUCAGCUCCCGUCGGCACUCGCCGCGGUCGCGGCGUUUUUGACGAAUUCGUUGGCCGGUGCCGUCUUCAGGGACUGUGGCUUCGUCAGCGAUCGGGAGCGCGGCGUGAUCACGACGCCCGGCUUUCCCGGGCCCUACCCGGUCCCCAUCGAGUGCCGCUGGGUCAUGCGGGGUUCGUCGCCCAAGCAGCGGGUGGCCCUUUACCUGACCCAAUUCUACAUGCGCGACGGUGUGACGCUGUCAGAGUACGUCUAUUACGACGCGCAGCAAGGGAACAUUGGUGGCACGCCGAUCGGCGGCAUCAGUUCGGAGGCCGAGCCCACCCACGUGCUCAGCAACAAGCCCGUGCUCGUGCUGGAUUUCCAGGUCCGGGAGGCUGGCAACAUCCACCUGCGUGUGCUUGACCUGUUCCUCGAGGUGUAUGGUUUCAACCUGACCUACGAGCUGGUCGAGUCUGAGAAGGAGCUGCGCAAUGACUCGUGCCUUGGGCACCACUGCUCCUUCACGGGACUGUGCCUGGCAUCGGCUGACCUCACAAGUUACCGCUGCUCCUGCCUCGGUGACUUCUACGGCGACGAGUGCCAGUUCUCGCCCCGCUGCGGCCCCCAGAAGGGCGGCUCACUCUGCCACAACGGCGGAACGUGCAGGUACUACAUUGGUAGCAAGACUCAGACGUGCGUGUGCCCUCCGGACUACAAGGGUGCCCACUGUGAACACGUCGCCCGAACAGACAUUUUGCAAGAUUGCGCCCAGCUCAACUGCUCCCAACAGUGCAACGAGGGCGGGCCUCAACCCCGGUGCGAAUGCAGGCCGGGGUUCCGCCUGGACGACGACGGACGCUCGUGCUCCCCCGCAAGUCGUAUGCGGUUCCUGGUGCAGGUCAAGCUUUACGACCGCAACGUGGACUUGGCCCACCUAGACGCCAGGGGGCGCUCCCAACUGCAAGCUGGGCUCGAGGCUGCGUUGAAGUCACUAUUUGCCAGCCACAUGAGCAGCAACGUGGACAAUCUGGCAGUGCUGCAGUUCCUGACUGACGCCGUGGUGCAGUUCCACGUGUUCGGGCGAAAGGAGGACGGUCCUGCGGUGCGGUCCCUGCUUGAAGAAGCGCUGAAGGUCGGCAAACUGGGACCCUUCACAGUUGACCGUGGAUUCUUGCAGCUCCAAGAGGAACCAGCAAUGCACGUAGAGGCGAUGGAGGUGUCACGCUCUCCCCGUGUGGGGGACGAGCUGAUGGUGGCAUGCAUGGCGGUGGGGUCGAGUGCCCUUCGGGUGCGCUGGUUCAAGGACGGAUUCCCCGUGGACCCCGAGGUGCCCUUCCGCUCCCUCUGGACCUCCCUGGUGCCCAAGAACUCCAAGGACCAGUUCACGGCCCUGCUGGCAAUAGACCGGGCGUCCACCCACGACGCGGGUGUCUUCACCUGCCAGGUCAGCGACUGGGGCGCAGUGCAGAACAAGAGCGUUAGGGUCCGUCUGGACGUGGCCCCCCGCCCCCUCGUGUCUCCGCUGUCCCUGACCCUCGUGGAGGGGCAGCCGUUGGAGCUGCUCUGCCUGUCGCCCGGCGGUGUUCCGCUGGGCUUUCGCUGGCUCCGCAACGACCACCUCCUGCCCCCCAAGGGACCGGAGAGCACCGAAGACCUCUACCCAGCCGGGUCACGGCUGGUGCUGGGCGCGGCGCGCGCUUCGGCCACAUACACAUGCGUGGCAACGGGGCCGCUAGGAGCGGAUCGUGCCGACGCGCUCGUCACAGUCUUGGCACCCCACGCCGCAGAAGAGGUCUGUCCACCUGAAGAGUCCCACGGGGUGGCGUGGCAACGGACGGCUACCCACUCUCGGGACAUCCAGCCCUGCCCGUCCCCUCCCUUUGUGGAGGGCCAGGCUGUGCGCUCCUGCGGCCUGUCCCUCGAGCGCAGGCCCCUGUGGGGCAGCCCAGACUUCUCCGGCUGCGCGGAUGCCAGGCUGGCACAGCUCAGGUGGAAGCUGGAGAGCCUGCGCAUGGGUUACCUGGUGUCGUCGCCGCCCCAGCUGGCGUCCGAACUGAGAGGCUACCUGUCCGGUCGCGCCCUGGGUCCCGGAGAGGGCCAGCCCCUUGUGUCGCUCCUGGCGGGGUUGCUCGGCUACCUGGAGCACCCCCUCCUGCGCCAGGGGGGACGCCCCGCAAGGGCCGCGGUCGAGGCCUUCUUGGACGUUAGCUCGCACCUUCUCUCCCACAAGCCCCUGCUGCUACAGGACCAAACCUUCAUGGGCGACCUGCAGAGGCAUGUGCUGCAGUUUGGACUCCUUGCCUCGGAGGCGCUUGGCCCUGGCACCAUCUUGAACCUUGACCGUCCCGCCCUCGUGGUGGCUUUGGGGCGCUUCACCAGACGGCCCGGGGAGCCGGUGGUGGUGAACAUUCCCGUGGGCGGCGCCCUCGGCGGUUCUACGUCGUGGGCCGGCAAUGCGGUGCAGUUACACCUGGCGCCGGCACCCGACGAAGAGGAGGCCCCUUCGGAGGUGUUGGUGGCAGUGGCCCUGUUCAAGACCUUGGGAGAACUACUGCCCGAGCGAUUCCUGGCACGACAUGGAGAUCAAGAGGACCAGCUGCAUGAACUCUACUCCAGCCUGCUGGGUGUCGCCCUGAGCAAAGAAGAAGGCGUCCGAGUGCGAGUGCGUCUCGCUCAUUCCCGCCAGGAGCGACGGGAGGCGGUGUGUGGUCGGGCCGAUCUUUCGAGAAGCGCCAUUCACUUUUUGCUGGACGGAUGCCGCAACGAGAGACGACCCAACAACGAGAGCGCCACUUGGUGCUCUUGUAGGCAGUCCGGCACCCACGCCUUGCUGGUGGAAGAGCCGCGUCAGGGUUUGACGGAAGGCGACCAGGAAUCGGACCUGAUAGCUGGUCUCGGCUGCGGUGCCUGCCUGGUUCUGGUACUGGUCACAUUGGUCGUGUUGCUGCUGCGUUGUUGUCGGCACGGCGGCGGAGUGGAGGCCAUCCAGGUGCAGGUGUGCCUGGCCCUGUGCGGGGCACUGCUGACGCUCCUGCAGGGGGUGAGGGCCCGCCUGCCACGCUCUUGCUUCCCGUAUGCGGUGUCGGCGCUGCAGCUCUGCCUGCUGGCCGCCUGCUGCCUCCAGCUGUGCACGGCCCUGGUGCUCUACAUGCAGCUGGUUGACGCACGCAGCGUGAGGCACCCUGCCCUCAAGGUCGCAGCCCUCGGCUGGGCCGUCCCGGUGAUCGUGGUAGGGGCCAACCUGGCCGCCCAGGUGCUUGAGGGGUUCCGCCUGGAGAGCUGGUGGCUCACCCUUCGCACCAGCUCGGGUCACCUGUCCAACUACUUCUGCGCCUUCUGCGUCUCCCUGGCCAUCAUGACGGCGCUUCACCUGCUCCUUUUCAUGACGGUGAGAGCGGAGCUGCGGCGGCAGAAAACGUUGGGAACGCCGAGGAAGCAAGUGGCAGCCAGUCGGUCUGGGCUUCUGAACGGCUCGAUGGCCAUCCUGGUGACUUUGAUCGGCAUGUCGCUGGCCAGCAUCGUCUACGUCAACAUGGAGGACGUGUUGCGCUCCUACUUGCUGGCAGCCACCUCCUCUCUUCUGGGGCUUCUUGUUUUCUUUGUCUAUGCUGUGGCUGGCCGGCGGAAAACGGCAUCUCCCAUGGCACUGUCUCAGCAAAGGAGCAGCCCCAGUAAAGUGUCAAUGGGCCCCGGCGGCCUGUCCCUGCUGUCGCACCAGGAGGAGGCGGAGCGUCUACUCCAGCAGACACCGAAGCGGGGAGGGGACAGUGCGACGGGAGUCCUGGAGUUGCCUCAGCUGGAUGGAAGUCCUCGUAGCUCUCGGACCCAGGAGACGGAAGAGUUGGGGGACAACGAGGCACAUCCUCAGCUGGACCCAUCCUUCAGCGCAACGGCCGUCUGACAACGGCCGUGCCGCCGAAGAGUCGAUGGGCAGCACAGUGAUUGCCCCCCAGAUGGCAAGAGGAGCAGCCAAUCCCACCCCCCCCCUGCGAUUCGCACAAUCCCUAUCGGCCACAAUGGCUGUGGCGUUGGCCUGCACUGCAAUCUCUUGAAUUGGAUGCGUGCGAUUACCAUUCCUCUCGGUUGCCCUGUGCUUUGCUCAUCCUUCAACUGCUCAGCAUUACUAGAUCAACUAAGUUGUAGAAGCGCCUGAAGACGCCACUUGCACGUGCAGUGCCACCCUUCUUCCCCAAAGCUUUGCCUCCCGUCGAUCAAAGCGCCACGGUUUUGGAGAUGGCCGUUAUGGCAAAUAUACAGUGUAGAAUACACGGGUUUCGAAGCACAAUAUCUAGAUGGCACUUCACCGUGGCCUCUCCAAAGAAUACAGUUUUCAAGCCUAGCCUCUAGUUGGCGCUUCAAACGAUGGGUGGUGGCCUCAGUAAGGAGGGGGAGGAGUUUGCUUCUCCACAAGAGUUCUGCAACUCUGUUGAUUCAGUAACAUUGCAAUCAUUGCACGGGUUGUUGGCGCAUGUUCCCGUCUCUUUGAGGUGCUUUUCCGUACAGGCAAAAGUGGGGGGAGGCACAUCUUCCGGAGCUGUGAGCUUGUGCUCGAAGCCUUCACUCAGGUUGGGUAUAGAAGGACGAGCACAGCAAAGAGUCACAUUCAUAAACAGAUAAUAUUUAUCUGAAGGUCUCUUGUCCACCUUCAGUUCAUCUGGGGCAGCGAGUAUCCCAUGCGGCACGCAGUGUCGAUCGCGUGCAAGCGGGAACUCGAGUAGGUGCUCGAGUGUCUUCUUUUUUGCAUCUACCCGUUCGUAGCUACGCUGCAAUCUUCUUGCAGGCUCUGAUGCCCCAAAGUGUGGGCAUCAUUAAAAAAUGCUGCCCUUGGAGGUGGAGAGCUGCUUCCAAGGGCAGCAGCCCCCCAUUGCAAUCGAGUAAACGCACGCAUUCAGUUUUGCUCAUAAGCGGGCCAACGCUUUCGAUGCAGGCGCGUUACUUGAUCCCUUGUCGAGUGUGGACCCGCUUUGAGGUCUUUUCGUGACAUAUCUUGUGGUUUGAUCUCUUGUCUGUCCGUGUUUUGUUUUAGUGGUUCCCUCCUCCCCCACCUGCUUUUGUUUGCGAGUUUUAGGCCUUUACGUUUUUUGACUGGAGACAAGAAAGUGGCAUUUCCUUGUUUGUGGAGUGCAGGGUAGCAACAGUUGGCAGGUAUUGACACAUUGACUUGCGGUGCUACCGAUUGAAUGCUUUACUGCCAUUUUUUGCUGUACUUAAACCAACAACGUAAAGUAGAAGUUCAUAUUGCUAGCUACUAACACUAUUUGACUUAUUUUCCAGUAAAGUACAGGUUGAGAUCCUAAAGGAUUAAUCGGAGCGAAGCAUUUCAAGGGUGUUAUUUUUCGCAAAAAUAACAGGUGAUGCUAUUUUUCCAGUAUUGCGUUCGAACCUUUCAAACACUGUUCGGAAGUUAGAAUCAUUCAAUCGGAACAAGGCAAUCACUGUGUGGAUAAUGUCAAGUGCUCACCACGAGUGGUUCGAUUUAUGGGCGCACAUGUAAAGAUGUAUUCCAUACUUGUAGUAGUUAGACCGAAGUGUUGUGUUUGCACCCGCAUUUAAUUUAUUUUAGGUGUACAUUUCUUCUUGUAGAGUGACCAAUGUUUUUAACUAGGGUGCCGUGUUUCUACGUGUAAAACUCGGCCAUUUUAUAUUGCCGCACUACUCUAAAUUAAAAAAAAAAAAAAAAAAAAGACGUCUAGUCAAGUCGCUGAGUCGACUCGGUUUUUAUUCUGCCCUUUUUAUACGAAUAAAGAAAGUUCUUUCGAGUA